UGUGAUGUAGCGCCAUCUGGUGUCAUGAGUGAUCUAGCCGUGCAGUCCUGAACACGGACUAGAGGUCUGCUAAUAAUCAUACGUGAAAGAUGAAGCACCUGGUGAUUCUGGUCCCCUUAUUAGCUUCUUCUUUUGCCGUGCAUUUGAGCCAUGACUUAUCCCUCCACAGUGAAAAUCUAGUGCGCAUGUUCAGUGAUUAUCUAUUACGUGAUGACCAACUCCAAAGGCAAGGCAGGGAUGUGGAAUUCAAUGGAAUUAAUGAAGAGUACAAAGUGAUGCGCAGAGCCUCCUCCCCAUCCUACAAAGUACAAAACUUUGCAAUAUGGUAUGAACCAGGGUCAGGAAUGCGGUUUUGUGAAACAAAUAAUACGACUGUUUUUAAACAAUGUAUCGAUACAUCCAGCAACUGCAACUAUCUGAACAGUACUCUCCAGAUUUGCAAGAAACCGGAAGCAGCAAAGAAUCUUGGGUGUCUGAAAACAUACCUUUUGUAUAUUAUAGUAGAUAAAUGUGAAACGGGUAACCACAACUGCAACCGUUUGGCCGACUGCAAACCAGACGGUGACAGUUUUCAAUGUACCUGUAAGAAAGGCUAUGAAGGGGACGGUGUAAAGUCUUGCACGGACAUAAACGAAUGCACCACCAACAAACAUAAUUGUCAACCAAGUCAGACAUGCAAAAAUAUUGAAGGAGGAUUUAGAUGUAUAUCCCUGUCACUUGAAUCACCGCCUGUAAAAACCUGUCUGCCAGGCUACACAGCUCAAAACGGAAAAUGUGAAGAUGUAGACGAAUGCAAAGAUCCGAAGCUUAAUAAUUGUCACAAGGAUGCUCUUUGUUCAAACACCGACGGAAGUUAUAAAUGUCAAUGUAAAUCGGGAUUUAUCGGAACUGGAACGACUUGUACUGAUAUUAACGAGUGUAAAGGCAAAAAUGACUGUUCCACGUAUGCUACUUGUACUAACACUGCCGGUUCCUACGUAUGUAGAUGUCGCGUAGGAUUCAGAGGAAACGGAAAAUCUUGUCAAGAUGUCGACGAAUGUUCAAAGGGAGAACGCAAUAACUGUAACAAACUAGCUUCUUGUAAGAACACCAUUGGUUCCUUCAAGUGUACAUGUCCGAAAGGGUACUAUGGAGAUGGAUCUUAUUGCAACGAUAUAAAUGAAUGCAGUCGGCGGUCUACAAACAAUUGUCACCGCCGAGCUAAGUGUACAAACACACCGGGCUCCUACAAAUGUGCUUGUCAAAGUGGUUAUACGGGAGAUGGCGUCACAAAAUGUAACUAUAAACAGAAAGUAAAGUGGAGCUGGUGGGGUUAAAACAAAUACUGAAUUUGUUAUGUCCACAUAGUAUGUCUUGUACUAAUACAUAUUACUC
Messenger RNA from Saccostrea echinata, 1374 nucleotides. RefSeq names its product fibulin-1-like. Lineage: Eukaryota; Metazoa; Mollusca; Bivalvia; Ostreida; Ostreidae. The record is from RefSeq and is a predicted model, not a curated record. Bases 90 to 1316 code for a protein of 408 amino acids. The transcript has 11 exons. Gene Ontology annotation, molecular function: calcium ion binding.